Dama dama (fallow deer) is the source of this 5890-nucleotide messenger RNA. RefSeq names its product ADCYAP receptor type I (gene ADCYAP1R1). Gene Ontology annotation, cellular component: neuron projection; plasma membrane. The record is from RefSeq and is a predicted model, not a curated record. The transcript has 17 exons. Bases 96 to 1637 code for a protein of 513 amino acids. Gene Ontology annotation, biological process: cell surface receptor signaling pathway; adenylate cyclase-modulating G protein-coupled receptor signaling pathway. Gene Ontology annotation, molecular function: vasoactive intestinal polypeptide receptor activity; peptide hormone binding; G protein-coupled peptide receptor activity. Lineage: Eukaryota; Metazoa; Chordata; Mammalia; Artiodactyla; Cervidae.
GCGGAGCCUGCCCAGACCCGCAGCCCGCGGCCACGCCGCGAGGCCCCUGGGUGAGCAGCCUGUAGACACCUGGGGUUGAGCAGUGGCGGCUGUGAAUGAGAGGCGGGCGGCACUGGCCUGAGCCGCCUUCCAGGCUGAGGAGCGUCAUGGCCAGCAUCACGCAGGCCUCCCUGGCUGCUCUCCUCCUGCUGCCUAUGGCCACCGCCAUGCACUCCGACUGCAUCUUCAAGAAGGAACAAGCCAUGUGCCUGGAGAAGAUCCAGAGGGUGAAUGACCUGAUGGGCUUGAAUGACUCCUCCCCAGGGUGCCCUGGGAUGUGGGACAACAUCACGUGUUGGAAGCCCGCCCACGUGGGUGAGAUGGUCCUCGUCAGUUGCCCCGAACUCUUCCGAAUCUUCAACCCAGACCAAGUCUGGGAGACGGAAACCAUCGGAGAGUUUGGUUUUGCAGACAGUAAAUCCUUGGAUCUCUCAGACAUGAGGGUGGUGAGCCGGAAUUGCACGGAGGAUGGAUGGUCAGAGCCAUUCCCUCAUUAUUUCGAUGCCUGUGGGUUUGAGGAGUACGAGUCUGAGACUGGGGACCAGGAUUACUACUACCUGUCGGUGAAGGCCCUGUACACAGUUGGCUACAGCACAUCCCUCGUCACCCUCACCACCGCCAUGGUCAUCCUGUGUCGUUUCCGGAAGCUGCACUGCACCCGCAACUUCAUCCACAUGAACCUCUUCGUGUCGUUUAUGCUGAGGGCCAUCUCCGUCUUCAUCAAAGACUGGAUCCUCUACGCUGAGCAGGACAGCAAUCACUGUUUUCUCUCCACUGUGGAAUGCAAGGCCGUGAUGGUUUUUUUCCACUACUGCGUCGUAUCCAACUACUUCUGGCUGUUCAUUGAGGGCCUGUAUCUCUUCACCCUGCUGGUGGAGACCUUCUUCCCUGAGAGGAGAUAUUUCUACUGGUACAUCAUCAUUGGCUGGGGGACGCCGACGGUGUGUGUGUCCGUGUGGGCUAUGCUGAGGCUCUACUUCGACGACACAGGCUGCUGGGAUAUGAAUGACAACACGGCUCUGUGGUGGGUGAUCAAAGGCCCUGUAGUUGGCUCCAUAAUGGUUAACUUUGUGCUCUUCAUCGGCAUCAUUGUCAUCCUUGUGCAGAAACUUCAGUCUCCAGACAUGGGAGGCAAUGAGUCCAGCAUCUACUUCAGCUGCGUGCAGAAAUGCUACUGCAAGCCACAGCGGGCUCAGCAGCACUCUUGCAAGAUGUCAGAACUGUCCACCAUUACUCUACGACUCGCCAGGUCCACCCUGCUGCUCAUCCCACUCUUUGGAAUCCACUACACGGUCUUUGCUUUCUCCCCGGAGAACGUCAGCAAGAGGGAGAGACUCGUGUUUGAGCUGGGGCUGGGCUCCUUCCAGGGCUUUGUGGUGGCUGUUCUCUACUGUUUUCUGAAUGGAGAGGUGCAGGCGGAGAUCAAGCGGAAGUGGCGGAGCUGGAAGGUGAACCGCUACUUCACCAUGGACUUCAAGCACCGGCACCCGUCCCUGGCCAGCAGUGGGGUGAACGGGGGCACCCAGCUCUCCAUCCUGAGCAAGAGCAGCUCCCAGAUCCGCAUGUCUGGCCUCCCGGCCGACAACCUGGCCACCUGAGCCCACCCUGCCCCCUCCUCUCCUCUGUACACAGGCUGGGGCUACGGUCGGGUGCCAGCCCACGCAUGUUGUGCCUCUUCUCUCCCUUCGGGCAGGCCCUGGGCUGGGUGCCUGGCCCCCCGAGGUGGGAGAAGGAUGUGGGGCACAGGUGGGUAUCUAGUCUCCCUGUUUUGGCGCUGGCCCCACCCACUGUGGGCCCCUGGGCCCUGACCCCAGACAUGUAAAUACUCCUUAAUUUUGGGAAAGUCAUCCCAUCCCUCCCCCUCUCCUCAGGGUCCCUGCUAACCUCAAGCAGGUCCCCAGAUCCACCCCACCCCAUCCCCACCAGCCUCAGUGAUCACCUGACCCUGCGUGGGAGGCCUCCCAUGAGCUGAGGCUGCUGACCUGGCUUUGGGGGCCUUGGGCUGGGGCCUGCCUGACAGCUCCCUCCUGCAGUGUCUGAUUCUCAGUCUGGACUCUUUGAGUCUACUUGCCACCCCGUGGCCCUUUUCAGGCCUGGUCCAGUCCCCCAGGUUACCAGAAGUCCAACUUGGGUGGCCAGACAGCUUUUUGGUGCCGGCAGACCCAUGCUUACCCAACAUCUUGGUGUCCAGCUGUCCAGAUGCCCAGCUCCUGGGCAUCAGACAGUAGGAAAGCUCCAGGGAUGUACCAUUCAGAGACUUCAGUUUGGAUGUAGCGCUAAGGCCAGAGAAAAGUUCUGGUGCUUUUCAUUUGGCCCAAGGAAAAAUUGCCAAGAUCCAGAAAAGUGGAUGUGAGUGGAAUUCUGCUGCAAAGAGCUUGGAGGGAUCUGUGAAAGAAGACAUUCCCCACCUUCAUUAUUUUACCCCGACUCCAGGUAGGCAAGGGCUCUUCUGGAAGCUUCCCUCCUCCCCUUCCUGUCCCCAGGCAUCACUUGCAGAAGUUUGAGAGACAGAUGCCUCAGAGAAUCUGCUCCCCAACCAUACCUACCACACAGAACCCCCAAGCCCUCCCCUUUCCCAUUUCCCUUGAAGUCAAGCCAUUACUAGGAUGAACCAGCCGCCUUCCUGUGAAUUCUGAAGCACCAUACACCUCCAUGUGCCCAAGUCCAGGGACUGGGGCUCCGCUUCAUGCCCGCUCACCCUCAUGGACCAUGAGGAGCCCCAGUUAGCCUCCGACUUGGGUUUAGCUACUGAAAUCUUGAGACCUCUGCAGAGACUUCCCUCUGGCCAUUGAGUCAGCAUGGACGCCAGUGUGUCCUAGGGCUUGAGGGGGAGCUGGGAAACCCCACCCACCAUGCCUGUUAGCAGAAGCUGCUGAUGGGAGGGGUGACUGCACCCUGACUCCUGUCCUGAUUGUCUAGCUGCAAGUUACCGGACCACGGCCUGAGAAUUUAAAACGGGGCAGAGCCAGGUUCGGGGAAGGUGGAGGAAAGUGCUAGAGCGCCGUGGCCUCUAUGUGGGACCCGCCUCACUUGUAUCAGCUCAUGGGGUUGCUGUCCAAGUGUUUUGUCGGCUUGUUUUGUGGUUGUGUUCUGAAAUGCUUGGAGAGUUUGGGAGGAUGGGGAAUGUUGCUUUGCUUGGUUUUAUGAAGAGGAAGGGGCCCAAGGGGCUUAGGGACCUGUUCCUCAAUGCCUGUGAAGUGACUGGGGAAGGGCUUAGUGCUUGCUUUAGAGAUGAGCCCCAUAUAAAGAGGGAGAACUGGCCUGCUUGCCCUGCCCAGGCAUACUUGGCAACUCAGGCUGGCCAUGGGGUAUGUGGCAGCCCUUCCAUCCUGCACCUGCCUCGUGACGCCCUUCCCUUUGUCUGAGUGCCUCGUGUAUUACCGGAGGGGCUGUUCUCUGGCCACCUUGCAUUUAGGGCCCUGUUGGGAGACCUGUUCCUGUCAGGUUGGAAGGAUUCACAGGCUUCAGUUCAGAGAGACAGCAUCCAUCCCAGUUGGGCUCAGGCGGCUGACAUUGUGGACGUAGCGCUCCCUGUUCUGGGCCUCAGUUUCUGCAUUUGUGGGAUGAGGUAGCUCCCAGGGCUUCUCCUGGCUCUGUGCUCCAGUAAUUCUCCGGUUCAAAGCCAAGGCGGGUAGAAGGGCACUCAUCACUGUUGUGUGUAUCGCCUAUGGUUCUGACAUGUCUGUGUUUGUGUACGUGUGGAGGGAGGGAGGAGUUCUGUAUAUUUUCUCUUUCUUAGAAAAGGGACACCUGUCCCUUCCAUUUGGACCCCACAGUGGAAGCUGGCGGCCUGGAGGGAAGGCUCAGGCCAGGGACAGUAGGGCAGGCUCCUGUGGCACUGUAUGCAGACUCCUUCGUGUCCCGGCCGGGCCAGGGUGCCACGGUUGGAUGGGCAACAGCUCCCCCCAGAUCCUAGGAGCAGUCCCUGAGUGUGGACCCUGUUUCUUCAUCCUCAUGCCCACCAGCAGGCCUGUUUCACCAUGAAGAGGAGGCUUUGAUUUUAUACAUCUAUCAUCACAAAACAGCAAAAGCAAAAUUCACCCCGAAUCCCCAUGCCAGGCUGCCACCUGAGCCCUGAGCCCACAUCCUCGUAGAGGCUCCAGGUUCCUGUUGGUUGGUUUUUCCCUCUGAACAAAUGCCUGCCAGCCUUGUGAGCAGAGGCAGUUGAUGUAUUUUGACUGCUCCAGGAGGAUAGGCAGCUGUCCUUCAGGGUCACGGCAGUGGGGGGAUAGUGUGAGGUCUGGGUAUAACCCUUCCCUCUCUGACCUUUUUUUUUUUUCUUUCAAAUUUGUAUAAUGGGCCAAAAGACUAGACAGUUUGUGUAGCCCACUGGAUCUCUGAAAUUCUUGUCGAAACACCAGCUAUCUACUGGGAAUGGCUCCAGGCAAAGACUGCGGUGUUUGCCUGGGCCUGGGACAGGUAGGGAUGAUGUUGAAGGAUGAGGGGCUGAAGGGCCUUGGGAAGGGCCAGGCUGGAGAGGAGCAGAGUUAUCCGACUCCAUGCCUCUCUAAUGGGGCUGUUUUUUUCUGUGCAAUCCUGAAGGACAGAACUUGUCCAGGGGAGGCUGUUUUCCUUGGGAUGAAGAAAUCUCUCAUCCUCAGUCAUGACUGUCCCCUCAAGGAACAGGCAGUGUCAGGAGAGAGACUCCAGCCCUGGGGGAGAUGGGUCGCCAAGUAAAGGAUGCUGAGCCUGUCAGGGAGCCUGUGAGGAGUUGGAGAGUGGGUAUAGGGGUUCAGGGCCUCUCUGGUGUUUCCCAGCAUGAUAGACUUCAUGACUCCCCACCAUGCCUAAGGCCAAGCCACUUUCUCUGUCUCUGUGGGCAGCUCUGUGACCCUACGCGACACACCCAGUGGCCCUCAGUGAUUCCAUCUCUAACCCCCACCCCUCCCUGAACCAACUUCCCUGGGGUACAGGACCAGAGAGCUGGAGCCAGGCUCAAGGCUCGAAAUACUCCCAAGUCCAUCAUCACCCACCAAGAGUGCUGACUCACCGCCUUCACCUGACACUCUCCCUUCCCAGGAGGAAAGCUUGAAGAGGCUUUCUUUGUAACUCUCUGAGUACUCUUGACCCACUCAAGGCCACCCUAGAGUCAAAGCAAGGAGUACUUCAUCAUCAUAAAUUCUUGCUUGGGGCCCAGUGACCAUGGAUGCCUGCUGGAAGAGCUCUGAGCCGGGAAUAGGGGACCUGGGCAUCUCCUGGCUCUGCCAUUGAUCUGCUGUUUGGCCUGGACUCCUUCCUCAUGUAUCUCUGGGGAGACUCACAGAGCACUAGAGCUGGGAGGAAAUUUGGCAAUCUGCAGGUCAAGCCUCCCCCUCGGGCUGCUGAGAAAACACUGACAGGUGGGCUUAACGUGGUGCCUGUGCCGUGCUGGGACCCAGGAUGCUUUACAAACCCGAGUGGGGAAAUGGGCCUGCUGAUGUGUGUGCCUGCCCUGCAUGUGAGCCAGAACAAGACACCCAAUAAAGCUUCUGACCAGAAAACAUUCAGCCUUGCGCAGGAGAGGGGCUCUGGCUAUGGAGGUUGUCAGGACUCCAGACUGCCAGAGGAGCGUGGAGUCGGUUUCAUGACGGGAGACCUGUGUUCCAGCCUGGCUUCACCACCUGCCCUGUGCUCCAAGGCUGAGCCUUUCUGGGCCUCUGCUUCUUGAUCUGAGAAACGGGAGGACCUGAUUUUCAGUCUGACCCACAGGUCAGGAGUGAGGUUCAAGUGAGAUGCCUUGCUGUGUAAAAGGGAAACUGCACAGAUGUGAGCUCUUUCUGGGGUGAAGACCUCUGAAAGGGGGACCCUAUGCUGUUUGUCAGCUGCUCUGAGCCCUCCUGGAUUAACCUUUGCCUCAUUUGUAAAACCACCA